Pyrenophora tritici-repentis Pt-1C-BFP is the source of this 1959-nucleotide messenger RNA. The record is from RefSeq and is a predicted model, not a curated record. Lineage: Eukaryota; Fungi; Ascomycota; Dothideomycetes; Pleosporales; Pleosporaceae.
AUGUCGCUCAUACCUUAUGCGCCGGCUGAGUCGCGCGAGAUUGUGCUACGUCACGGUUCUGCAGUAGUCGUCUUUGAUCAACGCUCCAAACAGCUCUCUCUCCGCGAUGCUUCCCGCACGACUGAAAUCGGCUCUACGUCGUGCCCCUAUUGCCACCGAGCCUACCGCGAACCGUCGCCACGCGGCGAAGACAACAGCGACGAGCAUGAACAUACUGCGCAGACAGUACCCACCGACAAUGGCUUCGUGAAUCCCGCCUACUUUCAGAUGCUCCGGAGGAGUCAACCUGGGUCGAGAGAAGGAUCACGACCGUCAUCACCACAUAAACAACUAGCACCUGCGCCAAUGCGUAUGAACAGCUUCAACACACCAGAAGGAACGGAGUUUGUCGGUAGUACGCCUGCUCAACCCGCUAAGGGCCAUGGUAUAUCAGCCAGGGCCUUCAGUCCUAACUACUUCAAAGACUUUUUCAUAGAGGAGCGCGAAUUAGGAAGAGGAGGCAAGGGUGUUGUGCUUUUGGUGCAGCACGUCUUGGAUGGCGUACACCUCGGCAAGUUCGCGUGCAAGCGAGUACCGGUGGGCGACGACCACGAAUGGCUGGAGAAGGUAUUGAUCGAAGUCCAACUCCUCCAGACCUUAUCGCACCAGAACCUGGUAUCAUAUCGUCACGUAUGGCUGGAGGACUUUCAAAUAUCCAGCUUUGGACCCAGUGUGCCAUGCGCGUUCAUACUGCAACAGUACUGCAACGGGGGAGAUCUUCACAACUACAUUCUCGGUACUACCAAAACGUCUGUCACCAAGGAACAGAUGAAGGAGCGACUCAGAAGGAGAUCAAAGGGCCAGAUGGAGGACCCAGGCGACAUGCAUAGCCCACGCCGCCAUAAGGUCAGGGUUCUGGUCAGCGAUUUCGGCGAAGUGCAGUCGGCGAGCUCGGCAAGAAACUCAACAGGAGCCACUGGAACCAUAUCAUACUGUGCUCCUGAGGUACUACGUCAGGAGCGACCAGGUGGUGCGUUUGGCAACUUUACGACAAAGUCGGACAUUUUCUCGCUCGGCAUGAUUGUUUACUUUAUGUGUUUCGCGAGACUGCCGUAUCGGAAUGCUGAUGGUGUUGACGAGGAUAGUGAGGACCUGGAUCAGCUCAGGGAGGAAAUCUCGGCCUGGGCUGGUAUCGAUGACGAACAACGCAUACGCUCUGAUUUGCCUGAGCAGCUCUAUAGAUCACUCAAACGCCUGCUCGCUCUCAAUCCUGAGGAGCGUCCUGGUGCUGAGGAGAUUCUGCAUGUGCUCAAGUCGCCAUUGGUGUUUGACGAGUACAAUGCAUAUGCGAGUCCACCUGGUCUCAAUGAAUUUAGUCCACGCAUAUCACGAGCAGACACACCCAGCCCAGCACCGACACAAGUCAACAAAAAGCGCUCUUCGGUCAACUAUGCACGUCCUGGUCAAUCUAAACUCAGCGCAACCGUCAUGGACCGUUCGCCUAGUCCGCCACAUCCAGAAGUGAUGAGGAGAGAGUCUUCCGAAGAUGGAGCAGUCAUCUUGAGAAGGAAGAUGGAGUUCCCGCCUCCAUCGCCUGCGCCUAGAACACCGUCACCCCAACGUCUGAUGUUACCUCCGCCGCCGCCGCCAAGCGCCUUUUCGAUCCUGUAUAGGGCUGUGAAGAACCCGGUGACGACCAGCGCAAUCAAAGUAAUCCUCUUUUGCGCAAAAGCAUUCAGUCUGCUCUCCCCUUGCCAGCCAUUUGUGCCGGAUGCUCGCGUUCUAUAUCCAUUGCUCUGUUUGGCAUCUGUCGAUUUCGUACAUCUUAGCUUUGACAUUGGAAUCAUGGGAAGUCGUUUCCGCCUAGGUGGCCUGGCCGGCUCCAUGGCGCUUCUAUUUGUGCAUGCAAUAGUGGUGGGCCUCACGCUGAGAUGGGAUCAAUUGUGCUCGAGGAGAGGGGUGACGUGGGAUGGCAUAUAA